AUGGAUGACGUGGAUAAUUAUAUUUUGGUGGAAUCAGAAAACGAGAACAUGGAAAACAAUAUGAACCAACUGGAAGAUGAAAUGGUAGUAAGCCCAAGUCGGGAAGGCAACAGAAGUGGUACUACAAGUGGCUCUUUGAAACGUCAACCGACAAUUCAGAUGGGAUGUAAAGCUAGAAUAUCUACAUCUUCGGAUAUUCAUGGCUUUUGGAGAAUCAACACAGUCUGUCUACAGCACAAUCACAAAACAAGUACGACGAAAUCGAGGUUGUAUCGUUGCAAUCGGGAACUGAGUGCGCAUGUCAAAAGGAAGCUUGAAGUGAAUGAUCUAGCUGGCAUUCCAUUGCACAAAUCCUACAACGCGGCAGUGGUGGAAGGAGGUGGUUAUGAGAAUACGACUUGCAUAGGUUGUAACUAUAUUGAGCAAGUUAGGCAACUACGACUUGGAUCAAGGUGCUCAGGUUUUUACUUCAGCAUGGAUUUGGAUGACGACUCGCAUCUUAGGAAUGUAUUUUGGGCAGACAAUCGAUCUAGGCAGGCAUUUAAGGAGUUUGGGGACGUUGUUACAUUUGAUACCAUCUACCUGACCAAUAAGUAUAACAUGCCAUUUGCCCAUUUUGUGGGCGUAAAUCAUCACGGACAAUCAGCACUGCUGGGUUGUGGUUUGGUGUCGAACGAGGAUACAGGUACUUUCGUGUGA
Olea europaea var. sylvestris is the source of this 699-nucleotide messenger RNA. Its product is annotated as protein FAR1-RELATED SEQUENCE 5-like. Bases 1 to 699 code for a protein of 232 amino acids. The record is from RefSeq and is a predicted model, not a curated record. Lineage: Eukaryota; Viridiplantae; Streptophyta; Magnoliopsida; Lamiales; Oleaceae. The transcript has 3 exons.